This is a messenger RNA of Marmota flaviventris (yellow-bellied marmot), 2472 nucleotides long. The record is from RefSeq and is a predicted model, not a curated record. Lineage: Eukaryota; Metazoa; Chordata; Mammalia; Rodentia; Sciuridae.
AUGACAUCUGUGGACAGGGACCUCACUCCUGGUGGUCAGACCUUGGUGGUGGCUUUUGCCUUCGUUAUCAGAACUCAAUGGUUGCUGGCAGAAAAGACUGAAGUCCUGAGUGAAGACCUUCUUCAGGUGGAGAAGCGCCUGGAGCUGGUGAAGCAAGUGUCCCACAGCACACACAAGAAGCUCACGGCCUGUCUGCAGGGCCAACAGGGGGCCGAGGCGGACAAGCGCUCUAAAAAGUUGCCUUUGACAACACUGGCUCAGUGUUUGAUGGAAGGGUCAGCUAUCCUGGGAGAUGACACACUUCUUGGGAAGAUGCUGAAACUCUGUGGAGAGACAGAGGACAAGCUGGCUCAGGAGCUGAUACAUUUUGAAUUGCAAGUGGAGAGAGAUGUGAUUGAGCCCCUGUUUCUGCUGGCUGAGGUGGAAAUCCCAAAUAUUCAGAAGCAGAGGAAACAUUUAGCAAAGUUGGUGCUGGACAUGGAUUCCUCACGAACCAGGUGGCAGCAGACUUCUAAGUCUUCAGGUCUGUCCAGCAGCUUACAGCCUGCGGGUGCCAAAGCUGAUGCCCUCAGGGAAGAGAUGGAGGAGGCUGCCAACAGAGUGGAGAUUUGCAGGGACCAACUCUCCGCUGACAUGUACAGUUUUGUGGCCAAAGAAAUCGACUAUGCAAACUACUUUCAAACGCUAAUAGAAGUGCAAGCUGAAUACCACAGGAAGUCAUUGACACUGUUGCAGGCUGUAUUGCCUCAAAUAAAAGCACAACAAGAGGCCUGGGUUGAGAAACCCUCCUUUGGGAAGCCACUGGAGGAGCAUCUCACGAUCAGUGGCCGAGAGAUCGCCUUCCCCAUUGAGGCGUGUGUGACGAUGCUGCUGGAGUGUGGGAUGCAGGAGGAGGGACUCUUCCGAGUAGCUCCCUCUGCCUCCAAGCUGAAGAAGCUGAAAGCUGCGCUGGACUGCUGUGUGGUGGAUGUGCAGGAGUACUCGGCAGACCCCCAUGCCAUUGCAGGAGCUUUGAAAUCUUACCUCCGAGAGUUGCCAGAACCACUCAUGACCUUUGAACUCUAUGACGAGUGGAUCCAGGCGUCCAAUAUCCAGGAGCAGGAGAAGAGGCUCCAGGCCCUGUGGAAUGCUUGUGAGAAACUGCCCAAGGCCAAUCAUAACAACAUCCGAUACUUGAUCAAAUUUUUAUCGAAGCUGUCAGAAUAUCAAGAUAUAAACAAGAUGACUCCCAGUAACAUGGCAAUUGUCUUAGGACCCAACCUCCUCUGGCCGCAAGCAGAAGGAAACAUCACUGAGAUGAUGACCACAGUUUCGCUGCAGAUCGUUGGGAUCAUCGAGCCCAUCAUCCAGCACGCAGACUGGUUCUUCCCUGGGGAGAUAGAGUUCAACAUUACAGGCAAUUAUGGGAGUCCGGUGCACGUGAACCAUAAUGCCAACUAUAGUUCAAUGCCCUCCCCAGACAUGGACCCCGCUGACCGGCGCCAGCCCGAGCAGGCCCGCCGGCCCCUCAGUGUCGCCACGGAUAAUAUGAUGCUGGAGUUUUACAAAAAGGAUGGCCUUAGGAAAAUCCAAAGCAUGGGUGUGAGGGUCAUGGAUACAUCUUGGGUGGCUCGAAGAGGCUCCUCAGCUGGUCGGAAAGCGUCCUGCGCCCCGCCCUCCAUGCAGCCUCCCGCCCCGCCCGCAGAGCUUGCUGCGCCUCUGCCAUCGCCCCUACUGGAGCAGGUGCCCGACAGUCCCGCAGCUCCUGCGCUCUCUCCAUCCGGCGUGGGCCUGCAGCCCGUGCCUGAGCGCGCCAGCACUGCUAAAAGCAAGGAAUUGUCUCCAGGGUCUGGGCAGAAAGGAAGUCCAGGCUCCAGCCAAGGGACAACCUGUCCAGGGACGCAACCGGGGACUCAACCAGGUGCCAGCCCCAGCCAGCCACCUGCAGACCAGAGUCCCCACACCCUCCGGAAAGUUUCAAAGAAGCUGGCACCAAUUCCACCUAAGGUCCCCUUUGGCCAGCCAGGGUCUGUGACUGACCAGUCCGCUGGCCAGCCGUCCCCCGUCAGCCUGUCUCCUACUCCACCAAGCACCCCGUCGCCCUACGGACUUAGCUACCCACCGGGGUACUCCUUGGCCUCAGGCCAGCUCUCCCCGGCUGCAGCUCCUCCCCUGGCCUCUCCUUCUGUCUUUACAAGCACUUUAGCCAAAUCGCGACCCACCCCUAAGCCCCGACAGAGACCCACUCUGCCACCUCCUCAGCCUCCCACGGUCAGCCUCUCUGCCUCGAGCCCACAGUCCACGGAGCACCCCAUGCUGGAUGGCAUGUCCCCUGGGGAAAGCAUGUCUACAGAUCUUGUCCACUUUGAUAUCCCCUCCAUCCACAUAGAGCUGGGAUCGACACUCCGCCUGAGCCCCCUGGAGCACGCAAGGCGACACUCAGUGACAGACAAGAGGGACUCGGAGGAGGAAUCUGAGAGCACCGCCCUCUGA